Molecule: messenger RNA, 5437 nt
Organism: Scylla paramamosain (green mud crab)
Lineage: Eukaryota; Metazoa; Arthropoda; Malacostraca; Decapoda; Portunidae
Product: beta-alanyl-bioamine nonribosomal peptide synthetase ebony-like
Exons: 21
Coding region: 405-3020 (871 amino acids)
Source: RefSeq, a predicted model, not a curated record
UCUCUCUCUCUCUCUCUCUCUCUCUCUCUCUCUCUCUCUCUCUCUCUCUCCCUUCCUCUUCCUCUCUCACACAGCCCAUGAAGACAAGUUUAAACUGUUUGUAUGUGGUUAAGAAAUACAGCGCGCACGCACACACACACACACACACACACACACACACAGCACUUGAUAGAUUCAUGUGCUACUAAAAUACAGAUGUCCAUUAUCUUAUCGAGUCUUCUGUUACACUUAAUUUCCUUUCCUUCUCCACAAGCACACCUGUCAUCUUCUCGACUUUUCCUUUUCUCCUGUCUGGCCACAACCCAUCUGCCUAGCGCCUCAUCCCUCCACUUCCUGCUCCCUCUCCCAGUCUCGAAACUCCUGCUGGAAUCACUAAUAAUUGCUCAGGUGCAACCCUCGCCGUAAUGACCCUCCAAGGCCCUCGCCACUCGCUGCCCCCCUUGGUCGCGCCCCGCCUCUUCGAAUCAGCAGCUCUCGUCCAUCCCUCCUCCCCCGCCCUCCGUGACGCCGCCCACACCACUUGGCUCACCUACCAACACUUGGAUCAAGCAGCUAAUAAGAUAGCCAGGUAUUUGGUGCGGCGUCUCACCGGCGGGCCGUGUGCCAACCCCGAUGGUGACAGAGUGGUGGCAGUCUGCCUCCCGCCCUCCUCCCGCCUUGUCACCUGCCUGCUGGCCAUACACAAGGCUGGCGGCGCCUACCUGCCCUUGGAUGCCGCCUUCCCCGCCGGCCGUGUGGCGCAUAUCCUGAGGGACGCCCGCCCCAGCCUUCUGCUGGUGGAGGAGUCGUGCAAGGCAGCGGAGGUGGCACAGGAGGAGGGCGUGCCUGUGUUCAACUUCCAAGACCUUCACGAGGAGGUGGAAGCAAUGAGUGGAGAUCACCUAGGCGAGGAGGAGGUGGGACUGUGCCUCACAGGGGACUCCAUCGCCAUCAUCCUGUACACCUCAGGCUCCACGGGGGUGCCCAAGGGGGUGAGGGUGCCGCACAGGGCCGUCCUCAACCGCCUGGCGUGGCAAUGGCGGACCUUCCCCUACCAGCCAGCAGAGGUGUGUUGCUUCAAGACAGCUCUCACUUUCGUGGACUCCAUCAGCGAAAUUUUUGGUCCUCUACUCACGGGUCACAGCCUCAUAGUGGUGCCCAAGGCCAUGAUCCAAGCCGUGGACGAUCUGGUGUCUGUGCUGGACGAGGCCAAGGUGGGUCGUCUGGUCCUCGUGCCAAGCCUCUUGCGUUCUAUCCUCCUGCACUGCUCCUCCCCCACCGCCCCCAAGCUGAAGGCACUCAAGUUGUGGGUGUGCUCGGGGGAAGUGCUGUCCGCGGACCUCCUCCAGACCUUCUUCACCACUUUCACCAGCGGGCAGAGUAUCUGCAACUUCUUCGGGUCCACUGAGGUGAUGGGGGACGUGACCUUCCUACAGUUCCAUGGCCCCGGCGACGCCUCUGCCAAGCUGGUCAACAACAAGGUCCCUAUUGGCUACCCAAUCGACAACUGCGGCAUCUACCUCCUGGACGCUGACGGCAGACCGGUGCGCGAGGGCAAGAUGGGGGAGCUGUACGCCGCUGGCCUCAACACUGCCAAGGGUUAUGUAGGAGGCGCGCAGCCAGACAAGUUCAUCGCUAAUCAACACACAGCUGACCCAGAGUACAGCGUCCUGUACCGCAUGGGAGACUAUGCCAUGGUAGUGGACGGAGUGCUGGUGUUCGAGGGACGCGCCGACUCUCAGAUAAAAGUACGGGGCCAUCGCGUGGACAUGACCGAGGUGGAGAUAGCAGUGAAGAAGGUCGAGGGCGUGGAUAAGGUCACCAUUAUCUGCUACAAACCCGGCGAGGUCGACCAGGCUCUCCUCGCCUUCUACACGAGUAACAGCAACCCCGCCCUCGCGCCUGACGACCUCAAGCACGCACUGACGAGCCUCCUUCAGCCCUACAUGCUGCCCCAGGUGAUCUGCCUUCAAGACUUCCCUCUACUGGUGAACGGCAAGGUGGACCGUCAGGAGCUGCUCAGGAUGUACGAGCAACGGGCGGCAGGAGGCCUCGAGGACGUGCAGAUAGACGUGACGGGCGUGCAGUCAGCGGAGGAGGAAGCGAUGGCCCGGGUCUUGCUCCUGACACUGGGUCGCGUGCUGGGUCCCGCCGUGGCUAAAGGAACGACUCUCACCCUCGAGUCGAACUUCUUUCACGUGGGAGGCAACUCUCUCAACUCCGUCCUGGCCGUGACUUCCCUCAAGGACAGCGGCUACACUGUCGGAGUGGGCGAGUUCAUGAAGGCUGCGUCACUGCGGGAGGUCCUACACAGCAUGAAGAAGGUGUCACAAGAAGAGGAGGAGGAAGAGGAGGGUGGUGGUGGUGGUGGUGGUGUCUGCUCCCGCUCCCUGACCACUAAGAAACAGUACAGGAGGGAGGCACUCGCCCACCACCAUAAGGAACAGGUCAUAACCCUCAUCUCGACCACCUUCUCUGCAAAGGGUGACCUGGAGAUGUGGAUUCACACAGAGCCAUGGGAAUAUGUCAAGGUACUCGACUUCAUGUACGACGCACUGAUAGAGCACGACCUCAGUUUCGUGUACACGCGGGAGGGGACGCAGGAGGUGGUGGCCUGUGCUCUCAACUUUGAUUUAAGGAAGGAGCCGUCUAUUGAGGAAGUUGUGUCCCCGAGGCUAUGCUACAUAUUGGACUACCUCGAGGACGAAGAGGCUCCUGCCAGAGAGAGUCUACCUGAGGAGGCUGGUCAGGUGAUUCACAGCUUCGUAAUGGGCACCUUGAUCUCCCUUGGCCCUGCAGAGAAUGUCGAAUUAAUACAGAUGAUGGAAGAAGAGAAUCUGAACCUGGCCAAGAGACGAGGGUUCAAGGCAGUCUUCACCACCAACACGUCUCCCUUAACGCAGCAAGUGUGUGACGACCUGCUGUCCUACAAGGUGCUAAAGCUAGGCCAGCCGAACAGGUGGGUCGCCAGUGAUGGGACGAAACCCUUCGCUGCCGCCCCGGACUCCCUGAGCACCGUAACCACCGUGAAGUUUAUCUGAACGUGCCUGGAGUAACAAAUGAGGAUACGCUGGACCAAUUAGGCUACCCCCGUCUCUGCUCCCCAUCACUGCCUGCUUCGCUAAGGGGACGUGGGGGAAGCCAGGAUGUGAAUGGCAGAGAAAACAUCGCAAGGAAAACAAACUCCUGGGUAAAGUCAGCUCAUAAGCUUGGUAAACUCCGAGCAGGUAACCAUGAGAUUAUAACGAUGUGAUCAGGAUACUGUUACAUAGCUAGAGUUCUUAGUUAUUAUUAUUAUUAUUAUUGUUAUUAUUGUUAUUAUUAUUAUUAUUAUUAUUAUUAUUAUUAUUAUUAUUAUUAUUAUUAUUGUUAUUAUUAUUAUUUAUCUUAUCAUUAUUACCAUUAUUAUCAUCACUUAAAGCGUUUUUGUUUCCUUUCCCGUCCUUCCAUUUUCUCCCUUUCACAUCUCCUUUCUCCUUCUUUCUCUCUAUUUUUUUAGGGUUUCCCUCUUCUCUUAAGGCCGGUUCACACUAGUACACACCCGGUCUCCGCUCCUACUAUGACGUCACAAAGAGGAGGAGCUUAAGGAGCGGAUGAGAUAGGAUACACACCUUUCCGUCUUCUGGUCUUCGUUUGCGAAGGCUCUUGUUGAAGUGGCACGGGUUUUUAAGUGUGCUUUUACAAUUUUAGUGACAGAUUAACAAAAUUUCUGCAUUCAAUAGUGUCUAAUUGCAGUGUCACGGGUUUUUAAAGGUGUUUUUUACGAUUCUAGUGACAGAUUAACAAAAUUUCUGCAUUCAGAAGGCUCUACUUGAAGUGAUACACGGGUUUUUAAGGGUUUCUAUGAUUCUUUUGACAGAUUAUCAAGAUUUCUACACUCAAAAGCCUCUAGUUGAAGUGAAACAGGUUUUUAAGUGUUUUUAUGGGUCAACUGACACAUUAAAAAGAUUUCUACACUCAAAAGCCGAUAUAUAUGUAGAAUCCUUUCUCCCUAACUAACUCACUAACCAAUUCCUUCAGCAUUCCUUUCCCCCUGUUCAUCUUCCUUCGAGCCUUCUUGAUUAUUAUUGUUAGGAACGCAUAUAUGUAGCAGCCCUGUAGGUGAGCACAUGAGUAUGCUGUGAGUAUGGAGUAGCCUCGUAUGAGUACACGUAGGGAUAAGUACUGAGCGAGAGAAUGAGUCUCUUGGAUAGUUGGCUGGCUUUGAUGCUGGAGGGAUCUCUGAUGUUCACAUUCAGACAGUGGUGCCGUAUUACCAGUCUUAACAUGGAAUACAAUUAUUACAAUCUCUAUAAUUACAAUGAUGUGCUUCUUCCAAAUUGCUACUGCACUGUAGCAAACAAAAAAAAAUUUGGACUACACCGCAUCCGUACACACGCACAAAGUUGACUUGGAUUCAUUUCUUCCGCACACGACCCACGGUCAGUGCGGGUGGCGGAGCCGGAUACCAGCUGAGCCCGGUUCACACAUGAGGGGAUGGGAGUAACGUCAUAGUUGAAGCGGAGACCGGGGGUGCGGAAUUCGCAAAAACGUACUAGUGUGAACCGGCCUUUACUCUCUUCUUCCCUCCUUUUCUCUUUUUUAUCCAUCUCCCCAUCUCCUCCUUUCCUUCUUCUCUUCCAUUCAUUUUCCUUAAUUUUCAUCUCUUCCCAUUUUUCCCCUACUCUAACCUUUCUUUUUCCUCCUUUUUAUAAUUUUCUUUUCACUUUCCACCUCUUCCUAUCGUCCCCCUGCAUGAGCUACAUAUUUUCCCUCCUCCCUCCCUGCUUGUCUUCAUGUUAAGUCAUUAAGUCAACAUUGCAGUCUGUCUAUCUGUUGUUUGUCUGUCUGUGUAUGUGUCUUUCUGUUUGUUUCGUCUAUAAAGAACUACUGAUGUAAUGGUCAGCAGGUUUAUGGAUUUACGGGUUCGAGUCCCUGGUGGAGACUAUUUGGGUUCAUGUUUCACGCUGUAGCUCCUGUACGCCUAGCAGGGAAUAGAUAAAGUACGCAAAUUAACGAGUUGUAAGCUCUAAGUGUGCCGGGGUAUGCGCCCUUUAACCUGCCCUACCCUAUGUAAUCACUGGGGAAGGCUUAUGUUCAGCAGUGGGAGAGGCUGAUGGUAAUGAUGAUGAACAUAAUCAAGUAUUAAGUGUAUUAUAGAGAAUUCUUGUAGCCUAGCGGUGUGAUGUCUGGUCAUUCCUUUAACUCUCCUAAAGCACCUUCUUCGUAUUUUCUCUUCUCUCACUUGCUCCAUUAGUAUGCGUAUACUCAACCAAGAUCAAGGGAGGAGCUUGAUCUUGUUUUCAACUCAUUUAUCUCUCUUCCUAACAUUCUCUACUCCCUUUCUCUUGGUUCUACUUACAGACCAUUUUUCUACUAUGCCAUUCGUUAUUCUAUCAAGGCUCUCUCUCUCUCUCUCUCUCUCUCUCUCUCUCUCUCUCUCUCUCUCUCUCUCUCUCUCUCUCUCUCUCUCUCUCUC